This is a messenger RNA of Linum trigynum, 234 nucleotides long. NCBI's taxonomy places the organism in Eukaryota, Viridiplantae, Streptophyta, Magnoliopsida, Malpighiales, Linaceae. The record is from the annotation of a GenBank genome assembly.
AUGAGCUUGUUACAGUUCUUCGAUGCCGAGUGGUACCGACUACAAGCGUUGCUGGAGCAGACCUUGGAACGCCGUAAUCAAGAGGCAUGGAUGAGGGCGGCGAAGCGGGAGGAGGCGGCUAGGAAGUUGCUGCCGCAAGGCCUAGCUAUCGGUGCCACUUCCACAUCAGCAACCACUAUCAUUGGGGCACCAUCAUCCUCACCAUCAUCACGAGCCGUUGCUCUUCCCUUUUAA